UUAUUCUUUCUAAUGUGUAUCUCUUAAAAAUAUGAUUUUGUCCUUUGUUUCGCAUUAAAUUGGGUAAUAAUAAAUAGAUAAAUAUACAUCUGUGAAACUAAUUUUUUGUACAGAGAAUAAAUUCAUAAAUUUAUCAAGAGAAAUUGACUGAAAGUUGUGUACUUAUGUGAAAAGAAAAAGGAACAAAAUUAAGAAAAGAAGACUGUUUUUCUUCCUUUUUUUUUGGUCGAAGCGAGUUUUAAACUCGCGCGCGAAAGUUGUCGCGAGCGGAAGUUCACGCGCGGAAGCGGAAGUUCAUGCGACAGCGAUGGUGGCGGCGACGACGGCGACGGACGACGACAACGGUGACGGAGACGACGGCCGCCAUUUUGUUCGCUCAUUGCAUCGCAAACGGAGGCGAGGUAGAGCGUGCAGCUGUGAGAGACAGUUAUUUCCACUCAGGGGGAAAAAAAGUGGCUUUCUAGCGGAGCCUUGGACGCCCUACACGCCCUUGUUUCUUUCUUCUCCCUCUUUUCCUUCUCUCAUCCCCCUUCCUUGCCCCGUGUGUCUCUUUCGCUCUUUUCUCUCGUUCCACGUCGAGCUGCGGUGCGAGCAGCAAGCCAGCGUUGAUGAUUGGGAUUCCGCGGGACGAUCGGCACAAAAUCACGGUCAAGAUCCGCAACAACAUGAAGAGGAGCUCGAGUCGCGACACCCCGCCUCCUCGUGUCAAGCGGAGCCGAUCUUCCAUGGGACGAUACGACGAUUCCAGUGACGAGCGGAUCAGCCCGGAGAGGAUUCGACGACGGAGUCGAGGGGCGAGAAGUCCCAGUCCACCUACGCGGGCGUCCUCCCAUGCCCGUUACGUCGAGUCCAGCUCGCACCGCGACGAGUACCUGCGGCCGUCGCGCGAUAUACCGCGUGAGCGACCUUACAGCUAUAAGGUGCUCUGCGUCAGCUCUAUACAUCCGAAGGCGAGUGACGAGGUGAUCAAGGACACGCUCUAUCGAGAGUACAAGAAAUUCGGCGAGUUCUCCAUUCAGAUAUCGCACGAGCCGGACGAGCGGGUGGCGUACGUGUGCUUCCGCAGCUCGGAGGAUGCGCGGGACGCAAAGCACGCGAAGCCGCGCAUCAUCAUGUACGACAAACUGGCUCUGGUGGAGCCGGUGUACGACCGAGCCGAGACCUACCGUCGCCCGCGUUCCAUUACGCCGCCGGACUACGAGCGAUACUACGCUCGCUCGCCGGGACCUACGGAUCGGCACCGGCCGCUCGAGAGGUACGAGCGAGUGUACGGGCCACCGGUAGGUCUGCCGCCGCAUCGCGAGAUGCGCCGCGAGACGAUACCGCCGCCGCAUCACGAGUUUGUCCGACCACCUAUACAUCCCCACGGACCGCCGCACGUUCACCCGGGACCGCCGCACCACUACGGACCGCCGCGGCAUAUGAUGAUGCGCCAUCCGGCACACGGAUUCGAGCGUGUCGAGAACAAGAAGGACAAGUUUCCCAAUUAUCUGCACCACGUGUCGCCGGAAGACGACCCUCUCGCGACCAGGACUCUGUUCGCCGGUAAUCUCGAGAUCAACAUCACGGAGGAGGAGCUGCGCCGUAUCUUCAGCAAGUACGGGAUUGUCGACGACAUCGACAUAAAGCGUCCGCCGCCUGGCACUGGCAACGCGUAUGCCUUUGUGCGCUUUCAAACGCUGGACAUGGCACAUCGAUGCAAGGUGGAACUGUCCGGGCAGUACAUUGGCAAAUUUCAGUGCAAAAUCGGCUACGGUAAAGCGACGCCGACCACCCGGAUAUGGGUAGGUGGUCUCGGGCCAUGGACUUCCGUGCCGCAGCUCGAACGUGAGUUCGAUCGAUUUGGCGCGAUAAAGAAAAUUGACUACAUCAAGGGCGACAGCAAUGCCUACAUUCUUUACGACUCGAUUGACGCCGCGCAGGCAGCAGUCAAGGAGAUGCGCGGUUUCCCCCUGGGCGGGCCUGAUCGCAGACUGAGAGUGGACUUCGCCGACGUGACCCCGGGCUUCAGCUUCAAGCCCAGAUCGUAUCCCGAGGACAGCGGCGACUUCCGACCACGUCCGGUUGACUACGAGGCGCCAUACGAUCCCUACGGACCGGACGGCGAGUUCGGCUACGGGCCGAGGGGCUUCCGGGGCGGUAGAGGCAAUGCCCCGUGGCACGAUAGGCGAGGGAAUGCUCGCGGCGGCUACCGAGGCUCAUAUCCCGAGGGCUACACGCGCGACGAGGCUGACUGGCCAGCCAAUAGAAGACCACCCCCCGAGAUGGAAUACGAGGCGCCGCGCGGCCUAAGGAGAUCGCUCUCGCGCGAGCCAGGAGUCGACAGAUCGAGAUCGCGCUCGCCACGCCGACGGCAGAUGGACUCGGACUCGGAUUCGGAGAACGCUCGCAGCGGAAUGCUGUCGACGUCUCGCACGCUCCCGGACGUUGCCCGCAAGUCGAUCGCCGUCUGGCAGGGAGCGUUGAUAUUAAAGAACUCGUUGUUCCCGGCUAAAUUCCAUUUGACCGACGGCGAGACGGAGAUAAUCGAUUCUCUGAUGAAAGACGAGGAGGGCAAGCACAUGUUGCGCAUCACGCAACGGUUACGUCUCGAUCAGCCGAAACUGGACGAUGUUUCUAAACGGAUUCAAACGUCAAGCUCGCACGCUAUCUUCCUCGGUCUGGCCGGCUCGAGCACCGCAAUCACGAAUGAUGAUGCGAAUGUGCAGACCCGGCCAUUGCGAAACCUGGUCUCCUAUCUUAAGCAGAAGGAAGCUGCUGGUGUCAUAUCGUUACUGAACAAAGACACGGAGGGCACCGGCGUGCUCUACGCCUUCCCACCCUGUGCGUUCUCGACGGAACUUUUGAAACGCACGUGUCCCAGCUUGAGCGAAGAGAGUCUUAAAGAGGACCAUCUGGUGAUCGUGGUAGUCAAGGGGGGUAGCGCCUAAGAAAAUCCUAAUAUCUCGUGUCCGUAUUUUCUAUAUCGUAAGUGCGAAGAUUCUUCGAUCCAUGCAAUCUUUAAGGAACUUUUUUCUACCCCGAUCAUUUAGCGAAGAGCGUUACUUCUUCGAAGAUGGAUCGAACGAAAAGUACGACGUUCUACAGCCAAAAAACUGUGAAGUGGGGAGAAUUUAAUUUUCCUCCAUAUGCAAUAUUUAACACCGCAAAUCUGCAUUUUAUGCUGCAUCUAGACGCAGUCUGAUAUGUAGAGAUUUGUGGCGGUGGUAAAUAUUUUAUGUGGAAGAGAAAUUGAAAAUUUUUUCUCGUUUCACAGUUUUUCAGGUAUCAGAUUGUAUAAACGAAUAAUUAUGAAUUGUUAACGUUGAAAAUGACGUACCUUUUGUUCAGUUCAUUUUCAAAGAUACGUUUCUUUCGUCGAAACGAUUGUGGUGGACAAGCCUCUUAAACUGCUGAACAAUGUACAGAACUUGUGAGAAGGAGAACUUGUGUUUUUUGAUCGAUGUAAGUAUUUUGUUUUCUACUGGCUUCCACAAGUAUGGAUUAAUCUCAUACGAUUAUAGACAGAAUUGUAAUGUGUAUCGUAACUCUUUGAUACUUUUUUUUAUACGGAUGUGUACAUUGCAUUGAUAUGGGAACGCGUCUGAAGUGUAUUAACGUUACAUUCUACAAUCAAACAUGUGAUAAGAGCCCGCAUUGCCUGAUGGUCGAUUCGAGUUUAUGGGAUCGGUUAGAUUUGCAAAAAAAUUCUGCGAAUCUGUACGCCUACGCGUAAAUCCCGUUCAAAGUAAGGCGAUACGCGCUUUUAUUGCGCAUUAUUAUAAAGACUUGACCCUUGUAUAGUUGUUAAACUUAAUGAUGAACGAGAGUGAUACAGUUUUGAAAUAUUACUGAAAGACAUUGUGUUUGCUUGUGUAUAGAAAUCCUUGAUUUGUGAUAUAUUUUUCCAGAAUUAUGACUACUUCUCCAUAAAAUGCACAUCAUCGACGUUACUGCUAACGCUGACAAAUUAGAGUACUUAUUUUCUAUCAAAAAACACAACUUUGGUACCGUUAGUGAACUAGUGAGUUAGAUUUAUCAGGUAGCAGCGAUUACCAAAUGGUAAAGUUUCUAUGGGCAACAGCGUUAUCGACUAUACUGGAUAUUAUAAUUACUACAAAUAUUAUAAUCCUCAUUACAAGUGAUGCUAUAAUUACUUUAAGUGUGUAGUAUAAGAAUCUAUUUGUAUUAUAUACAUAUAUACAUUAUAUAGCUAUACGUACAUAUUGAUAACGAUUGUGCACAGUUCUUUCACAUUUACAGACUCUUUUCUCUUUUGGUCAAUGCAAAAUUAUGUCUUCUCAAGACAGGUACAUGUGUAUGUGUGUAUGUGUAUGUGCGUGCACAUAAAAUAAUUAUACACAUGAUGAAUAUUUUACUUUUAAAUUAGUGCAACUGAAAAGGAGAAUUUUUUGUAUAAUUGUAAAUUUUAAAAAUAUCAUGUCUUAGAUCCGUUUAUAUUUUUAUUUUUAAGUAAAAUUAUAUUUUACUUAAGAGGAUAUAUCCUGUUUGUGAAAGUAAAGUACUUCCAAGUACAACAAACAUGUUGUGUAGCAACUCUGUAAUGAUACGAGAACACAUACAUUGUAAAGAAAAGAACUAGAUAACUCCUGUAAAAUCUGAAUGGUAAAAAAAUGUGAAAGGUCUGGGUUAGAACAUAUUUGUAAUGGAAAAAAUUUAUAUAAUUAACAUUUCUAUUAAUUUCUGUAGAUUUCUUUUUGUGUGCAUAACAUUUAAGUGAUUGUGCAGUAAGUAAAAUCCGUGAAUAAUAUAGUUACGACAAAGUUUUUAAAGUUUGGACUGUGCCCAAGAGAGUGAAGACAGUGAGGAAAAGGAAAAGAGAGAGCAAAUCCAGGAAGAGAGACAGAAAUCUGUUUACUGCAAAAAUAAAAGUUUAUUGCAUCUGUGUUUUUAUAAUGUCGACAGCAGUUUAUUUCUUUUUCAGUGAGGACUGGUUUCCUUUCGUCUUCUAAAGGACAGUGUUUGGUGGUAUUAACAAAACGAAAAAUGAGCUCUGAGCAUGUGUCUAGUGAAAA
Monomorium pharaonis (pharaoh ant) is the source of this 5015-nucleotide messenger RNA. RefSeq names its product RNA-binding protein spenito (gene nito). Gene Ontology annotation, molecular function: mRNA binding. NCBI's taxonomy places the organism in Eukaryota, Metazoa, Arthropoda, Insecta, Hymenoptera, Formicidae. Gene Ontology annotation, cellular component: nucleus. Gene Ontology annotation, biological process: regulation of alternative mRNA splicing, via spliceosome. The record is from RefSeq and is a predicted model, not a curated record. Bases 609 to 2930 code for a protein of 773 amino acids. The transcript has 2 exons.